AUGCCCGAGGUCCGCCGCGGGAGCCUGCACCUGCAGUCCGACCCGGCGCUGGCCAACGGCCUGGGCAUACGGACGAACAGCGGCGGCGGCGGUGGAAGCGGCCCUGACCGGCCUGUCGUCGAUACCGAUGCCGCAGCGGCCGACACCGCCGACCAUGUCGCCGACACAAACACCACCACAACGAACAACAACAACAACAAGCCCGCGCCCGGCAGCGCCGGCGACGCACGGCGCGACGUGAGCUUCAGCGACGUGCCCCCGCCGCGGCUCGCCCACCUCACCUUCCCCCACCUCUCCGCCGACGACGUGCCUCCCCGAGCCGGCACGGGCCCGGGCUCCGGCCGCCCCGCCGGCAGCGCCACGGCGCCGACGUCGCCCAUCUCGCCGGGCAGCCUCGCCGGCCCCAACAGCAACAGCAGCGGGCAGCAGCAGCAGCUCCCGGGCUUCGGGCGGCUGAGCGUCGACGCGCCCCGGCGCAGCCUCUCGUACGCGCUGCGCCCGCCCGCCCCGGCCUACUACGACUCGCGCGCGGCGACGCGGCGCGAGUGGCAGCGCCGCGGGCGCACCCUCGAGGAGUACUACGACGACAACCCGCAGCUGCUGCCCCAGCUGCCCUUCACGUGGCACCACGGGUGGCGCCGCUGGCGGCUCUUCAUCUUCGCCUUCCUCGUCUUCGUCGACGCCUCGGCCCUGCCCAUCGCGCUGUACUACGGCCUGCACUACGCCGGCCACGUCGAGGGCUGGAUCAUCUUCGCCGUCGUCACCACCAUCUGGGGCGGGCCCACGUACCUCGAGUUCGCCAUCCGCACCCUGCGCCUCAUCAAGAAGGAGCGCUUCUACCGCCCGCUCGGCACAGACAGCCGCUGGUGCUUCGACAUGCUGACCUGGGUCUCCGUCGUGACCAUCACGGCCGUCACGGCGCUCUUCGUCGUCGGCAGCGCCCCGCACAUUGUCUGGCUGCGCGUCCUGUGCAUGCCCGCCCCGGCGAUCUUGUACUGCCUCGGCGGCUCGCUGCUGCUGAUUACCCUCUUCCACGCCAUGGGGUGGCCUGCGCCGUUUCGCAUCAGCUCGACGGCCAAGGGCGAGCCGGUCCACCCCGGCGUGUACUAUUUCAUCGAAGACGUCGUGGCCGUCAACGCCGGCGCGGGCCGCCCCUACCGCGAGGCCCUCGCGGCGCGGUACCGCGCCAGCCCGCGCUUCCGGCGGAUGCUGUACGUGCAGUCGCUCUUCUGGUCGAUCCCCGCGCUCCUGCUGGCCGCGCCCCUGACCGUCAUCGCCGUCAUCCACCCGGUGCCCGCCACGGCCGCGUACGGCGUGUGCUGGGCGGUGCCCUUCCUGUGGUGCGCCCUCUGGGGCGCCAUCUCCGUCUGGUGGUGCAAGCGCGACAUGGUCCGCGAGCGCCUCGAGUGGGAGGCCGACACCACGGGCAUGCUCGGCGGCGGCGGCGGCGGCAGGACGGCGGCGGACGCGGAUGCAGAUUCAGCGGCGACGGAUGCGGCCAUGCGGGAGGCCAAAGAGGAGGCGAGCCCGGCGCGGAGCGAGACGGCCGGCACGGGGGGCAGCGGGAGCGCCGGCGGGACGGCAUGA
Messenger RNA from Purpureocillium lilacinum, 1587 nucleotides. RefSeq lists its product as uncharacterized. The record is from RefSeq and is a predicted model, not a curated record. NCBI's taxonomy places the organism in Eukaryota, Fungi, Ascomycota, Sordariomycetes, Hypocreales, Ophiocordycipitaceae.